AUGCGCGCCGUGGUCUUCGAAGGCCACCCGUACAAAGUCCACGUGCGCACCCUCCCCAAGCCGACGAUCGUCCGGCAGACCGACGCGGUGGUGCGCCUCACGGCGGCGGCCAUCUGCGGUUCCGACCUGCACAACUACCACGGGGUCUUCGGCAGCCGCGAGGUGCCAUACGCGCUGGGCCAUGAGGGGAUGGGCAUCGUGGAGAAGGUCGGGGCGGAGGUGCAGUCCAUCCAGCCCGGGGAUCGCGUCGUCGUACAUCUAUCCCUCACCGUCCUGGGCCCAUCCUUCGACUCGAUCGACGACGCCGACCUGGUCCUGCUGAGCGACAUCUUCCCCACCGCGUGGACGGGCGUGACCUGGUCCGGCUUCGAGGCCGGCGACACGAUCGCCAUCUUCGGCGCCGGCCCCGUCGGCCUGCUCGCGGCCUACUCGGCGAUCCUUCGAGGCGCAUCGCGGGUCUACGCGGUGGACUGCGUGGCGGCGCAGAUCCGGGCCCGCGAGCCCGCCGGCGUGGCGCGCACGGUCGACUGCGUCGGGGAGGAGUGCGUCGAUGGCCACGGUCUGCCCGAUCAGUCGGAUGUGGUGCGCCAGGCGAUCCAGUGCACCCGCGUGGGCGGCGGGCUGGCGAUCGUCGGGGUGUACUUCGCGAUGCCGACGUCCCCGGGCGUGCCCCGCGGGGAGACGAUCUCGCCGACGGUGCCGUGCCCGCUGUCCGAGGUGUGGAAGAAGGGGCUGACCCUGCGCGCGGGGCCGGUGGACGCGAAGACCGCGGUGGCGCCGCUGCUGGAGCUGAUCCGGGCGGGCAAGGCGAGGCCCGGGUUCGUGUUCUCUUCCGUGGUGGAUAUCGAGCAUGCCCCGAAGGCGUAUCGUCAGCUCUCGAAGCGGUUGGAGACCAAGGUUUUGAUUCGGUUCGAGGGCGGGGCGAAGACGGGGGCCGAGGGAGGGGGCCGGGGUGGGAGUAGGCUGUAG
Molecule: messenger RNA, 969 nt
Organism: Aspergillus aculeatinus CBS 121060
Lineage: Eukaryota; Fungi; Ascomycota; Eurotiomycetes; Eurotiales; Aspergillaceae
Product: GroES-like protein
Exons: 3
Coding region: 1-969 (322 amino acids)
Molecular function (GO): zinc ion binding; oxidoreductase activity
Source: RefSeq, a predicted model, not a curated record